This is a messenger RNA of Hemibagrus wyckioides, 3124 nucleotides long. It is a transcript of the gene stk35l, whose product is annotated as serine/threonine kinase 35, like. The record is from RefSeq and is a predicted model, not a curated record. Gene Ontology annotation, biological process: axon extension; positive regulation of autophagy; autophagy. The transcript has 3 exons. Gene Ontology annotation, cellular component: cytoplasm; autophagosome. Bases 184 to 1392 code for a protein of 402 amino acids. Gene Ontology annotation, molecular function: protein serine/threonine kinase activity; ATP binding. Lineage: Eukaryota; Metazoa; Chordata; Actinopteri; Siluriformes; Bagridae.
GUACGGUCCGGAUUCAUUUCAAAUGGAGUGAGCGCAGUUCAGUGACGCGCCCCGCGGGGUCACAAGAUGGCUGCCUGCUUUAUACCCAAAAGACCAGAACAGAAACGAAACAAAACAGAGAGUGGAGCAGAAAAAGAAGACGCGCUGGUUAUGUAGGUUUGUUGUGCUGAAGGAGGACAUGCGAUGGACACUGGACAGAGACAGAGAAGGCGGAUGACCAGGGCCUGUAAGCGCUCCAGCGAGCACGGGGAACACGUCCCGGUCCUGCGCUCACUGAGCACCGGGAAUGUCCGAGCUCACAGCACCGCCACCGCCGCCAUGGAAGAAGGAGAGGGAGAAAGAGAGGAGGAUCACCCUCUGGAGCAGACGGUGUCGGCGCCGCGGUACAGCCUGGUCCGGGAGGUCGGCCGCGGCAGCUACGGCGUGGUGUACGAGGCGGUGGCGCGGAGCUCCGGGACCGUGGUGGCCGUCAAGAAGCUGCGCUGCGACGCGCCUGAGAACGUGGAGCUGGCACUGGCCGAGUUCUGGGCCCUGACCAGCCUGGAGAAGCGGCACGAGAACGUGGUCCAGCUGGAGGAGUGCGUGCUCCAGAGGAACGGCAUGGCGCAGAAGAUGAGUCACGGCAACAAGAGCUCCAGACAGUACCUGCGCCUGGUGGAGACCUCGCUCAAAGGUGAGCGUGUUUCGUGUGCUGAGCCGUGUUACUUGUGGUUCGUGAUGGAGUUCUGUGAAGGAGGCGAUCUGAACCGCUUUGUCCUGUCCCGGCAGCCGGACCCGCACACCAACACCAGCUUCAUGCAGCAGCUGAGCAGCGCCGUGGCCUUCCUGCACCAGAACAACAUCGUGCACAGAGACCUGAAGCCGGACAACAUCCUGAUCUCGGAGCGUUCCGGAGCGCCGGUGUUGAAGGUGGCAGACUUCGGGCUGAGUAAAGUGUGCGCGGGACUCGGGUCCGGGCCAGGGGGCUGCUCCGACAGCGAGGACAAAAAUAAACCCGAAGUCAAUGUGAACAAGUUCUGGCUGUCAUCGGCGUGCGGGUCGGACUUCUACAUGGCGCCCGAGGUGUGGGAGGGGCACUACACGGCCAAGGCUGACAUCUUUGCCCUAGGCAUCAUCAUCUGGGCCAUGAUUGAGCGGAUCACCUUCAUAGACAGAGAAUCGAAGCGCGAGCAGCUUGGGACAUACGUACGCCAGGGCGCCGACAUCGUACCCGUAGGCGAGGCUCUGCUUGAGAACCCGAAGAUGGUUCUGAGUAUCCCGCAGCGGCGCCGCUCGCACAUGUCCUCCGCCCUCCGCAAACUCCUGCAGGACAUGCUCUCGGUCAACCCGCAGGACCGGCCUGACGCUCAGGAGCUCCACAGCAGGAUCAGUCGUGUCAUCUGUGCUGGAUGAACUCGCACAUUACACACACACACACACACACUCACACACACACAGGCUGCUGUUCUUCAGGACAACUUCUGCUCCAGCUUCAGAUUACUGUGGAGAUUCCUGCGCUGUUCCUUUGCUCUCUCUCUCUCUCUCUCUCUCUCUCUCUCUCUUUCUCUCACUCACUCACUCACACACACACACACACACACACACACACACACACACACACACACACACACACACACACACUGUUGUUCCCAAAGCAUGUGCCUUGAACUCCAGAUCAUUUCUGUACCUGAUAAUUUCCAGCAUCUUCAUCACCUUCAGCCAGGUUCUUCCUCAAGAUUUAAAAAACACUGAUUUCAUCUUGUAACAGAUCCAUCACUUCUCGGUUUUGACGUUUCGGUGUCACCAUGGUUACUUCAGUCUAAAACGUAACGGUUUCCGAGGUUACCCUCGAUGCCGUGCCGAUCUUCUGUAAUCUCCUUAGAGAGACUGAUGCGGCGGCACUUUAGUGCUUUAGCUUUCUCGCCUCCUCGUCUGUACGCUCCACUCAAGCUUCCGGAAACUUUCACGCUAAUAAGGACGUUGUCGUUUAACUAGCCGAAUAUCUGUCUCCAGUCGCCGCAUUGCAUCCUGGGACUUUGGCCUAGUCCUUCAGUGCCUCGUCCAGGUGAGAGAGGGUGGAGUAAGUUUAGUGGGCGGAGUUCAAGUUUAAUUAAAUCCCCAGAAAUGAGAGAUGAAACACCUCGCUGCUUUUUUUUAUUUUUUAUAUAUAUAUUAGACUUUUUCUUUUUAAAAAAUGUGAAAAUUAAACACUAGCUUCAUGAUUUAAUUCCACACCUAAACUGUGUGUGUGUGUGCGCGCGCGCUUCUACCUCGCUUUUCUUCAGUAUUCACUUGGCGUUUGUACAGAAAUGUUACACGUUUUCAUUUUUUAUAAUUUUUUCUAUUUAAAGAAAGAUGCUAGUUAACAAAAGACUUGGCUCUUUUUUAUUUUUUUUUAAUUUGUUUUAUUUUAUUUUUUAUUUUUUUAUUUCUUCCUUGCUGGUGUUCCUGACUGCAGAUUGUUCGGCUUCCUCUGCUGCUGCUGUUGAAACCUCGAUACCUCAGAGAGAGAUUUUUUGUGACGCACCAAAUGUGUGUGUUUUUUUCCCUUUUCCUUUUCUCUCUCUUUUUAAGUUUUUGUUUGUUUUUAAAAACCUGGUGACCGAAUGACAUGAGACUGAGAGGGACGUGUAAACGUGAACAGCUGGGAUUCUCUGUAACGUGUCUCUAAUCAGCUGGUUUUUAUUUAUUUAUUUUUAUAUUUCUUGUCUUUUUAUUUUUUAUUCUCUUGGUGUUAAAUAAAGGAUCAUCACCACGCAGAGAGAAAACAGGAAGUGAUCAACAUUUUCUGGAUUUUUUUAUUAUUUAAUACAUUUUUAUUCCUGACUCACUGAAUAAUAAUAAUAAUUAUCCAUUAUUAUUAUUAUUAUUAUUUGACUCCAGCUCUUUUUUUUCUGUUCUGUCGCUCUCUUCUUUUCUUUUUCUUCUGCACCCUGGAGAGAGAAUUAUUCAUGUUGUUUUUGCGCUUGUUGCAUUUCAUCCAAUAAAUAAGUUUAAGAAAAAUGUCUGAUUCUUUCAAACUGAAGGGUGAAGGACAUUAAAGCGGCACUAUGUAACUUUCUGUAACGGCUUCCUCUGUUCCAUAAACAUAAAAUGUAAACCUGAACUGAAGAAAGAGCAUGAAGCUCACUGGCCAGGAAAUACA